This is a messenger RNA of Hordeum vulgare subsp. vulgare (domesticated barley), 1667 nucleotides long. RefSeq lists its product as uncharacterized. The transcript is spliced from 3 exons. Lineage: Eukaryota; Viridiplantae; Streptophyta; Magnoliopsida; Poales; Poaceae. The record is from RefSeq and is a predicted model, not a curated record. The coding region runs from base 12 to 1523 and encodes 503 amino acids.
GAGCGAGGGAGAUGGCCUUAUCGAUCCCUACAUAUCACAAGCUAGGACGCCCCGGGAGCUACCCUCCUUUGUUGGCUUUGGAGUGCCUCACGAGAGCAAUGUCGUCAGGACGUCCGGAUAGCUACCAUCCUUUGCUGGCUUUGGAGUGCUCCACGAGCACAGUGUCGUCCGGAGCCUUUAAUCUUGACUCCGACUUGGAGGCAGGGAAAGCGGUGCUGGCCGAAGAUGAGUCGCCCUUGCGCAGGUCCAACGGGAAAGUUCGCGAGCAACUCCGUAGCGCCGACGAAGACAGCUACAAGCCGCAGAACGUGCCGAUCGGCCCUUACCAUCGCAAUUGUUCAUCUUCAUGGAUUGAAAAAGAAAAGUUGCGCUAUGUCGGCUUCAUGCAGUGUCGCUCCGAGAAAUGCAACAACGGAGGUGGCCUUAAUGGUCUAGUGGAGGAAUUGGUGCCCGAAGCAAGGAAAUGGUACGGCGACGGGGUCGACCACAUGAUGCCAGAAGAGUUCGCGAGGAUGCUGCUGCAUGAUGGGUGCUUCCUGAUUGCUUGGUUGAGGAGCUAUCCGGACGCCCCUCAAACCUGCAACAACCACAACACGGUGUUUCGCGACAUCCUUUACCUCGUUGAGAACCAGGUGCCUUUCAUUCUUCUAGAGGGCAUCAACGGUCGCGCCAAAAGCAGUGGUCUACUCCCGUACAUGGCAACAUAUAUCCAGAGUCUUCUGCAUGCUCAGCUGUACAUCAGCCCAGAGAAGCCGAGGCUGCCGGAGCACCCAUCCCACCUGCUACACCUAGUGCACACAUACUUCCAUCCAACUCCAACCAAUGGCAAUGGUGAAAUUGCAGAUCCUCCAAAGCGUCGAUGCCAGCUGCUGCACCGAGUCCGCACAUACUGCAGCCCACCACCAUCUGCUGACCCGCAGCGUGACAUGGGCAGAACAGAUCCGUACACGGGUCGGUGGCGUCGGGCAACGGAGUACUGCAUGCACGCCAACGUGCAGUUCAGGUGCCGGGACUUCGCGGCUAAUGUGACUUGCAUCCUCGACGUGCGCCUUCAAGGAGGCACGCUGGACAUCCCCUGCCUGCAUGUCGGCAGCGGGACGUGGACGCUCCUUCGUAACCUGAUGGCUCUGGAGGAGCAGAUGCCCAAGAGGCCCGUCACAGCCUACUGCAUCUUCAUGUCGCAGGUGGCGUGUACGGUGGAGGACGUCCGGCUGCUGGUCGAGGCAAAGAUCAUCCAACACUGGCAGGGCAGCGACAAGAUUGCCGCCCAAGGCUUUGCCAACCUCUGCAACGGGGUGGCCAUGGACGUCCAUGACAAAAACAAGAACUACCUCAAGCCCAUCUGGCACAACCUGGAAAAAUUAUGCGACAGCAAGGCGCGCAACUUCAAGGGAUCGUUCCGCCAAAAGUACUGCAGCACUACAUUGCAACAAGUCGUAUUCGGUGUUACAGCCUUCCUCGCCUUGUGUCAGUUGCUGCAAUCCAUCUAUGCACCCAUCGCCUAUCAUUUUCCCAAACACUAGCUACCUGUUGAUGUACUGUACUACUUUCAUCUCUUUUUUCUAUCAUAUCAGCUGACUUGAUGAUCUUAAGCACGUGACAGUGUCGCGCCGUGCGAUUUGUUAGUUAUGACAAUAUCCGAUGAUGUUUUCUUAUCAUUGUUUCUC